CUGACGCCCCGCCCACUCCCGGUGCCGUCCCGGGAGCCGCGGGGUUCGGGCCGGGGCCGCCGCCGCCAUGGGGUCGGUGUAUCAGCGCCUGCAGCGCUGCCUCGAUCGCCCCGGCCCCCUCGGGAACCUGCUGGGCCGGAUGGAGGCUCGUACCGGUAUCAAGCGGAUCUACCUGGCCACAGGUUCUGUAGCUCUCCUGGGGCUCUACCUGGCGUUCGGCUACGGCGCCUCCCUGCUCUGCAACAUCAUUGGCUUCGCCUACCCCGCAUACGUCUCCAUCAAAGCCAUCGAGAGCUCCAGCAAGGACGAUGACACCACGUGGCUGACGUACUGGGUGGUGUACGGCGUCUUCAGCAUAGCCGAGUCCUUCUCUGACCUCUUCCUCUACUGGUUCCCAUUCUACUACACUGGGAAGUGCCUGUUCCUGCUGUGGUGCAUGGCCCCCAUCUCCUGGAACGGGUCUCAUGUCCUCUACCAGACUGUCAUCCGGCCCCACUUCCUCAAGCACCACCAGAGUGUGGACAAAGCACUGGGCAACAUCAGCACCAAAGCCCUGGACGCGGCUUCCAGUGUCACCCGAGAAGUCCUGCGGACUCUGGUGGCCAGCAGAGCCCGCCUGACGGCCGAGGUGGCCCCACAGCUCAGCCUGUCCCCUCCAAAGGAACCUUGAACAUGGGAGAGAAGAGGGAGUGAGACGGAUUGAUCUUACUCCUGGGGCCUGGGCUUGGGCCGGGGUCCCGCCCCAGGCCCCGCUGUUGUUUCCCCCCAAUAAACCCGCUGGAAUCAUCA
This is a messenger RNA of Apus apus (common swift), 789 nucleotides long. It is a transcript of the gene REEP6, whose product is annotated as receptor accessory protein 6. The record is from RefSeq and is a predicted model, not a curated record. The coding region runs from base 68 to 670 and encodes 200 amino acids. The transcript is spliced from 6 exons. Lineage: Eukaryota; Metazoa; Chordata; Aves; Apodiformes; Apodidae.